AUCAAGCCGGUGUAGAGCUCGAGCUUGUGAACGAUGGGCUCGUCGUCUCCCCGCCGGCGACCCCUGCAUGCCCUUCGGCCAACCGAAACCCUAGACCUCCCUCAUGGCCUCUCCCUCGCUCCUCGCUUCAAGCUCCUCCUCACCCUCUUCCGCACCGACCCUGCUGUGCGGCCAAUUGAUGAGUGGAAGCUCAAGCAAGCUCUCCUCUCUUUUCUCCGCUCCUCCCUCUCCCUUCCCCUCCCUGACCACUCCGAUGACCUCGUCAUCCGCCGCCGCCCCGACCUUCACAAGCGCCGGCUCUCCGAUCCCGUCGCCGAUGGCUCGCUCCACAUCCGCGACUUCUCCUCACUCCGUCUUGAAGAUACUGAUGAUACUGAUCUUCUCCGCCGGCGCUUCUCCGAGUGGUGCUCCUCCGUCGAGGACCGGCUUCAAGGAAUCGAGGUCAAUGUCGAGGGGGUUAAGUUCCGUCUGACAGUUGAUGCUCCGAAAGUUGAUAAUUUUGAGUGGAUGAAGAAGUCGUGGGAGGAUCAUUAUGCCUCCAAAUUGCUCGAUAGUCGUAGGAAUUCUUGGAGAGGUGUUGCACGGAGGCCGGAUACUAUCAUUGUUUCCGGUGUGCCUUCGAGGUGGUUUGCAGAGCCGAGAGUAUCGUCCAAGGCCUCAAUGCUUGUCUCUCACACCAUCUUUACAGCAUUGGGGAGAAUCAGGAAUCUCAAUGUUGCUGGUGAUGAUAAUUUAGGCCAGAAAGUGGAUGAAGUUACUGGAAGUGGCAUCUGGACUUCAGUGCAAGAUCUGGGUUCAAGAUCUAGCUGCCCAGGCUUGCCUAGUGCUGCCAACUUUUCUAUUGAAUCUGAGGGUUCAAAUCUUAAAGUAGAUUACAAGUUAACUUGGGAUCGAGAUGGUUAUUUCCAAAAACUGCAGCAAAGGCCUGUGAAUAGUCAGGUACAAGAGAAGGUUGACAGGCUGCAUGCAGUGCCAACUCACAUCGGUAAGGAGGCUCCAAGGCAACACACACAGCUUACCCGGACUGAUCAUAAUGGUCCACGGCCUAAAAGAUUCAGGGAAUGAAGAUAGCUGCAAGUAAUUUGUGGAGAGCCAAUUUCAAGCAUUCAGCACACACUUUUACUAGCAACAGAGCUUGUGUUUUGCGCAACCACUCUUUAUCAAUUUACACUGUAAGAUCAAUUGGCAAAGGCUCAGUACCAGUCCCACUGUCUGUAAGUCUGUAAGUUUGGUCUUCAAUACGAUUUUACGUUCCUCCUACUCAUAGCAUUCAGGCACAUGAUCACUGUUUGUGAAUUUAUAAAUGAUAUGCAGUAAUUUGGUUUGGCCAUAAAAUGACAUUGUACA
Dioscorea cayenensis subsp. rotundata (Guinea yam) is the source of this 1347-nucleotide messenger RNA. RefSeq lists its product as uncharacterized. Lineage: Eukaryota; Viridiplantae; Streptophyta; Magnoliopsida; Dioscoreales; Dioscoreaceae. The record is from RefSeq and is a predicted model, not a curated record. The coding region runs from base 34 to 1065 and encodes 343 amino acids. The transcript is spliced from 6 exons.